Myotis brandtii (Brandt's bat) is the source of this 7672-nucleotide messenger RNA. It is a transcript of the gene SSH1, whose product is annotated as slingshot protein phosphatase 1. Gene Ontology annotation, biological process: actin cytoskeleton organization; negative regulation of actin filament polymerization; protein dephosphorylation. Lineage: Eukaryota; Metazoa; Chordata; Mammalia; Chiroptera; Vespertilionidae. Gene Ontology annotation, cellular component: cytoplasm. Gene Ontology annotation, molecular function: protein tyrosine/serine/threonine phosphatase activity; actin binding. The record is from RefSeq and is a predicted model, not a curated record.
AUGACUGAUUUUCAUGGGCACAUCUCCAGUUUCGUUCUGGGAGGUUGGCACCCUCCAAAAAAAGGCUCCGGACGUUGCCCGGGGUCCCCUUCGGAGAAACAUCGCCCCUGGUUGGAGGCUGGCAGCGAUGAAGAUCGGAAGUUAAACCUCAGCUUAAGUGAGAGCUUUUUCAUGGUGAAAGGAGCAGCCCUCUUCUUGCAACAGGGAAGCAGCCCUCAAGGCCAGCGAAGCCUGCAGCAUCCCCACAAGCACGCGGGUGACUUGCCCCAACAUCUGCAAGUGAUGAUCAACCUUCUGCGUUGUGAAGAUAGAAUCAAGCUGGCCGUGCGCCUGGAGAGCGCCUGGGCGGAGCGGGUCCGGUACAUGGUGGUGGUGGACAGCAGCGGGCGCCAGGACACGGAGGAGAGCAUCUUGCUGGGCGUCGACUUUUCCAGCAAGGAGAGUAAAAGCUGCACCAUUGGGAUGGUUCUCCGACUGUGGAGCGACACGAAAAUCCACCUCGAUGGCGACGGUGGCUUCAGCGUCAGCACAGCAGGAAGGAUGCACGUCUUCAAGCCCGUAUCUGUCCAGGCCAUGUGGUCCGCCCUGCAGGUCCUUCACAAGGCCUGCGAAGUGGCGCGAAGGCACAACUACUUCCCCGGGGGCGUGGCUCUCCUCUGGGCCACCUACUACGAGAGCUGCAUCGGCUCCGAGCAGAGCUGCAUCAACGAGUGGAACGCCAUGCAGGACCUGGAGUCCACGCGGCCCGACUCCCCGGCCCUGUUUGUCGACAAGCCAACGGAAGGGGCGAGGACCGAGCGCCUCAUCAAAGCCAAGCUCCGCAGCAUCAUGAUGAGCCAGGACCUAGAGAACGUGACCUCCAAAGAGAUCCGGAACGAAUUGGAGAAACAGAUGAACUGUAACUUGAAAGAAUUCAAGGAAUUCAUAGACAACGAGAUGCUCCUUAUCCUGGGACAGAUGGACAAGCCCUCCCUCAUCUUCGACCACCUUUACCUCGGCUCUGAAUGGAAUGCAUCCAAUCUGGAGGAGCUGCAGGGCUCAGGUGUUGACUACAUCUUAAAUGUCACUAGAGAAAUCGAUAAUUUCUUCCCUGGCUUAUUUGCAUAUCACAACAUCCGAGUCUAUGAUGAAGAGACAACAGACCUUCUUGCCCACUGGAACGAGGCGUACCACUUUAUAAACAAAGCAAAGAGGAACCACUCCAAAUGCCUGGUACAUUGCAAAAUGGGUGUCAGCCGCUCCGCUUCCACGGUCAUCGCUUAUGCGAUGAAGGAAUUCGGCUGGCCCCUGGAGAAAGCCUACAACUACGUGAAGCAGAAGCGCAGCAUCACGCGCCCCAACGCCGGCUUCAUGAGGCAGCUGUCUGAGUAUGAAGGCAUCUUGGACGCGAGCAAACAAAGGCACAACAAGCUCUGGCGCCAGCAGACGGAGAGCCGCCUCCAGCAGCCCGUGGGUGACCUCGCGGGGUCCGGGGACUUCUUGCCAGAGACCCUGGACGACACCCGGGAAGCCCGGCUGUCCUGCUUGGACGAUGCUGCCCAGCCUGGGUUCCCAGGAGGAGGAGGCCCCUCUCUCUCCUGCUGUUUCCGGCGGCUCUCAGACCCCCUCCUGCGUUCCCCCAGCGACGAAACCGGCGGCGUGGUCCAGCUGGAGGAUCUGGAGAAGGAUGCUCUGUUGGAGGGAGCAGCUCAGCCUCUAGCAGUGCCCACGCCAGCCAGACCUCCCCAGGAAGGCCCCGGGCCCCGUGAGAAGGAGGUGAAGAAGAAACCGGAGUUCGGGAGCCCGAAAGCCCACAGUGGCCCCUUGCCAGCGGUGGAGGAGAUGGAGAGGGAGGAGGCUCCCGGAGCAGGGCGGUGGGGGAGGUCCCCAGCCCAGCUGGAUAAGAGCCUGCUCAACCGGGAAAACCUAAAUAAUAACAAUAGCAAGAGGAGCUGUCCGGACGACUUUGAGCACGAUGCUCUAUUUGGGAUCCUCAACAAAGUGAAGCCUUCCUACAAGUCCUGUGCCGACUGCAUGUACCCUACGGCCAGCAGGGCUCCCGAGGCCUUCGGGGAGCGGCGCGAGACCCCUGGGGCCCCCGCCAUCUGCACCCAGCCAACCUUCCUGCCCCACCUCACGUCCUCCCCGUGGCCCCCGCCAGCUAGCCUUUUGGAACCUUCCAGAGAGACCCCAAAAGUCCUGCCAAAGGCCCUCCUUUUGAAGAAUUCUCACUGUGAUAAGAACCCUCCCGGCAUGGAGGUGGUGAAGGAGGAAUCGCCACCCAAGAAAGACGUGAAGCCGGCCAAGGACCUGCGGCUGCUGUUCAGUAGAGAAGCCGAGAAGCCGAGCGCGCACAGCUACCUGAUGCAGCACCAGGAGUCCAUCAUCCAGCUGCAGAAGGCGGGCUUGGUCCGCAAGCACACCAAAGAGCUCGAGCGGCUGAAGGGCGCCAGCUUCCCAGAGGAGAGCCAGGACCUGGCUCCCGACCUGCCGCCGCCUCCGGGGGCGAGUGACGAGAAGCCGGAGGCCGCCCCCGUCCCGCUGGAGGGAGCCUCGCUGAAGAGCCCCUCUCCCUUCCUCUGCCGCCUGGACCACACCAGCCACUUCUCGAAAGACUUCCUGAAGACCAUCUGCUACACGCCCACCUCGUCCUCCAUGAGCUCCAACCUGACCCGGAGCUCCAGCAGCGACAGCAUCCACAGCGUCCGCGGGAAGCCGGGGCUGGUGAAGCAGCGGACGCAGGAGAUCGAGACGCGGCUCCGGCUGGCGGGCCUCACCGUCUCGUCCCCGCUCAAGCGCUCGCACUCUCUUGCCAAGCUCGGAAGUCUUGACUUCUCCACGGAAGACCUGACCAGUGAGGCUGACCUGUCCACCAUCGCCGACUCCCAGGACGCCAAGUCGAGCGAGGCCUCCUCCUUCUUCUUGCACGAGCCCCAGGCCACCCCGCGGAACCCAGCCGCCCCCUCUAAACCAUCAGGGAAACCCGCCCCCGAAAGCUCCUCGUGGCUGAGCAAAAGCUGACCCGCCACCAGCUGAUCACAUGACCCCUCCCUGAGUCUCACCACGGGUUCCGGUCAGCCCCUCGCGUCUCGAUUUCCCUCAAACAGUGGCGUUUAAGAACUCGCAGCCCAGGAGGAAAGGGGAGUGUCUGUUGUGUGGCCAGCAGACUCUGAGCCCGAGUCACGCGUUUUCCAGGAGAAUCGUGCCUGCAGGGCAUGUACAGAUACGCACACACGUCCAAGUACGCUGUUUGCAACAGGCACAGAACAGCUGUGGUGGCGGCCUCGUCGCCAGCCUCACGGUCCUAGCUCAUUCAGCCCGCGUGGGAAAAGUCUUGGAUGGCAAUAUUAAGUCCUACCUCUGUUCUUGCUGUGCUUUUUAUGUUUAAAAUACAGUGAUGCCCAAGGCUCAUUCCAGGGAAUACUGCUGUGUCAGCAAAAGGGUUCCCAAGAAGGAAUUUUGUUGUUGUUUGGGACCCCAAAAGGUGAUAGGAUUUCUAAUGUGACCACACCGAGCCCUGCGAGGGAAAGGGAUUCGAAGGUGUCGGAGGCUGUUGUGGAACCAGCUCUGUGGGGCGUGGUCCUCUGUGCUGCCGACCCCUCGGUCCUGGCGUGUUGUUACCGCCGAGCGAUGUGCGUCUGGCCCGUACUGGGGUCCUGUGGGGAAACCGUGUGUGAUGUCCUCAGUUGUUGCUUGUGGUGGAUUUCAAAUUGCCCCCCAUCUGGGGAGAAGGACCCAGCAGCACUGUUGGUCUCCUCUGCUGUUGAGCCCCGUGGCGGGGAAGAGGUGUUGACGGUGUCUGGGAGGUCCGGGGUCCUGAGAUGCAGGCUGUCCUGCCAGGGACCCGGCACUCAGGUUCAUUCAUUGUCACAUCUGCUUGUAUUUGGGGGGAGAAAGAAGACCCAGUAGUGAGAACCGAUCGGUUCCUCCCUAAGGGCAGCGGCUGUUGAAUAGCUUCCCCAUGUUUACAGUUGCCCCUUCGUGGCGGGGACACUGCCGCCCGCUUCUCUCUGGUGGCUCCCAGUGGGUGGACGGGGCGCGGGAGGACCUGCGGUCCCAGCCCGGCUCUGAGCAGCCCCGUUAAGAGUCAGGUGAGCUCGGUGCCUCAUGCUGCCGUGGCUCUGAACUCGAGUGGAGGGUCAUCUGGUGUCGGUCAGCAAGACAUCAGGAUGUUAAAAUAUUUUGAGAAGAGAGAAGGGGCUCUGGUAGAAAGGUUGAAUUCAGGGGUCAGCAAACUGUGGUAUAUGGUCCCAUGAGCUAAGAAUGGUUUUUCACCCUUUUCAGGGGUUAUUAAAAAAAUUAACUCAUAGGCAACAAAGACCACGUAGCCUGCAAAGCCUAAGAUGUUUAUUAGCAGGCCCUGUGCAGAAAAAGUUCGCUGACCCCUGGGUUUAUUGGACAGCAGAGGGCUACCCAGAGCCCUCUUGGGAGAAACUGGGCACAUGUGAAACCUUCCGGGCCUCAUGACGCCUCAGGCCAAAUCCUUCUCCCAACCCAGACCUUGCAGCCCACCCCCAGGGUGUCUCCUGCAGGCGGGUAGCUGUGUGUGGUCGGGACACUCCCGGCUGGUCAGCCAGGUUAAUUCAGUGAAACUAGAAAGCCUUCAAGGACCAGCCAGAUUCUGAAAGUGGAUGAAUGAGUUGCCACCGGACAUUGGUCAGAAUGGGACCCCCGACAGCCACCAUUCUAGAAGCACCAGGCAGGGUUUUUGGGAACCAGGCUAGUCCAUAUUUCAACUAAUACGAGAGUUUUGUUUUUGGUUUUUUACAAAAACCCUCUCUCCAGGAACUUUUUCUCCCUGACCGUAUCCUUUUAAUUUUUAAAAAUAUAUGUUAUUUUACUUGAUAGGAAUUUAUUUUUCCCACCACCAUUCACUGAAAUCACCUUAAAAGGUGAUUAUUCACUUUCCCCAAAAACCCUGUUAGGUUUCUGUCUCUCUCUCUCUCUCUCUCUCUCUCUCUCUCUCUUAGCCAACAAAAGCAUAUUCUCAAAAAAAGAAAAAAAAAAUCAAGUCCAAUAUGUCUUGCCAAAUUAAAUUUCAUGUGGUGGAUCAAUUUUUGUGUCAAAAUAAUCCUUUAGGUUUGGUGAUGACAGGCUGUUUUGCUUUUUUAAAACCAUGUGUAUGAGAGUGAUAUAUUUUUGAAAACUUUAAUUUUGAAAGCCAUAAUUUUUCUUAUCCCGUGAAAGGGUGGGAGGAGGAUGACAAGUCUGAGUGGGUUUUUGGCUUUUGUCAAAAUGAUCGGUGCAUUUUCAGAAGCACAAUUUGUAUAUUAACAUCAAAACCAGGGCCCCAUCUUCAGAGCAAAAUGAAGAGACAUUCUUGACCCACAGACCCAGGUCAGUUGCGUGUCGACAUCUGGCAAAUUGCUACCUGAAAUAUAGUGAUGAGAGCAUCCUGCCAGGCGGGGGGGCACCUUGGCAGACAGGUCAUCAGGUCAUGCUGCUCUAUGAAGGGAAGUUUUGCCCCCCCUAAGAUGCACCGUAUCCUGACCGAUGUUCUGUCUGUAAUCUUAGCUGGUGGGGAAGAUUCUUAAGGCGAGCGGUGCGAGUGAGAGGCAGGGUGCGUGCCCUGGAAGUCCAUGACAUCGGUGACUGCCCCCUUCGUGGAAGGCCAUUGUCAAAUUGGGAGAGGACAGACAUUUUCUCAGCUUCGUUUCAUCUUCCACCUCACCUUCCCCUAGCUUUUAGUCACAUGGCACGCCAAAGGUUCGAGGGAUCUAGAUCUUCCUGUUGCACUGGUCCAGGGGGGUCACCUGGCCAGGAGUUGUUAGGUAUAAGGGGGAAAUUGAUCCUGGAGCAAGGAGAUGCGCUCUGACGAUGUCGAUUUCCAUUUCUUUGUCGUGGAGCGAUGUCUGUCAUUGCGUGAGCUUCUGAAGAACAAGGUUCUUCUUACUCGUGCGAUUUCCCUGCCUCCUUGGUCUCAGACCCCUGGGCUGGUGACAGCUCUCUGCCAGGAGAUGACACCCUGUCCACCUGGUGUGCAGGUCACUCACCGGGCCCUCAGGUGGCUGCACUGUCCAACCCCCCUCUGUCCACCCGCCCUCGCAGCUGAAGGCAUUCCAGCCCAUCCCAAAGCCUCUUCCCUCAUGGGUACGCCCAGAGGAUGCCCCAGGAUGGAGCCAAGUUUGCAAUAGAAUUAACACUUUGAGGACAGCCCUGUACCCUGGCGGUCUUGUCUCUCCCCACAGGCCCGAUCCUAGAAGGAAGAGGAAUCCCCCUGCUCCCCCGAGGCUGUUUCUAUUGGGAACAAACGCUGUAUCAUGUAGUCAAGAUCAUGUAAGUCACCUCCCCCAAGGUGUCCGAAGAGAGACUUGCUCUCUGUUGCCUGGAAAUGCUUGACGCCGGAAUACAUUUCACCCAACCCUCCCCUGGCUCCCCACCUAACAGGGCGGCCUUUUCACCUCUGGCCGUGGAGCCAGGCAGGCUGGGAAGAUGGUGACAUCUGGACAGUGCGGUGCAGGGCCGCCCACUCUGGUCCCACCCCGCAGGCUCUCGCUGACGCUGCUUGCCAAACCAAGGUAGUUGAUUGACCCAAUGCUCAGCUACUGUCUUUUUAUUGUCUGCUCUGCCAUGGAAUGCCUGUUGUGUUUGAGUUCACUCUGCAUAUAUAUAUAUAUAUAUAUAUAUAUAUAUUUGGAUAUAGAUAUAUAUAUAUAAGUAUAACUUGAAUCAUAUCAUCAUGUGCAUCACUUCUCAUUCACACACGCACCGUCCCCACGCUGUGAGGCGGAUCCCCUGGGGCGGUCUGCAGUGACACUGGGUGGUGCCACACCCUCGGUAGCUCCGGACAGGACUGCCCUGUUCUGGUCCUGGAGGAGGUGCUGCGGCCCUGGCCUCGGCCCUGACACGGGGAGGCUUCCCAGCCAGACCCCCAGUGCCCUGCUGUCCUUCCUGUCGGCUGUGCUGCACGAGGAGGUGGCUGCUUCCCCCCUCCUUGGACACUGUAAUUAUUUGUUUUACAAUUGAGUGCCUUAAUCAUAGUUUACAAAUACUGUGUAUUUAUGGGAAAGUGCUAAGCUCUCACCUUCUGUGAUUGGAUACCUGGCCUUGUCCGUGGUGGCUGGCGUUAGGGCUGGAGCUUGCCCUGCCCCGUCCUUGUGCUCAUCUGCUGUGCAGUCUCUCGCGCACGUGCACCCACACCUGUCCGAGGAGCGUGGCUCGAACCGGCUCUGGGAGUUCCUGCAGGCGAGGCCGGCCCUGGCCCACGCCUCGCGCGUCCCGUGAUAGUGAGGGAAGACUAGAACUUGGUGUGCUGGCAGCUGGGGGUGCUGACGGCAGCCCAACCCUCACCCGUUCCCCCGUCACACAGCUGUCCUCUUCUUUAAUAGAGGUUUUUAUUACCGCCUAAGCCACCCCGUUUUCCUCUCUGUUGGUGUCCUGAGCUCUUUGCAACAAAAUGCAGGUACAGACACCCUCCCCCCACCCCCACCCCCAAAAUCAGGAGCUCCACAAGAUGGUUGCCCUUUGGUUUUCAGAAGCUGCCAGUGGGUUCCAGUGUGUUGUGUAAUGAUACCAAUUUUUUUAUUAUAUUGUUUUUUUUUUAUAGUAUAUAUUUAAAAGGCAGUAUCUUUUGUACUGUGAAUUUGCAGUAGAAGAUGCAUAAUGCACUUUUUUUUUUUUACUUCUGUCGGUGUGUACUGUAUAUAGUCCGUGUGCUUCUUGUGAUGAAAAUAAACGUUUUCUUUAUAAAUGC